Messenger RNA from Suillus plorans, 512 nucleotides. RefSeq lists its product as uncharacterized. The transcript is spliced from 2 exons. The record is from RefSeq and is a predicted model, not a curated record. Lineage: Eukaryota; Fungi; Basidiomycota; Agaricomycetes; Boletales; Suillaceae. Bases 185 to 448 code for a protein of 87 amino acids.
AUUUUAUUUGACCAUUUUAUUUCGUGACAGUUCGUGCUUAAUGCUUCCGAAAUAAAAUGCAAAUAAAAUGAACAAGCGACACGUUCGGCACGCACAUAGCGGCGCUUGAAAUCUCCUAAGCGAGGCGCAGGUGUUUGGACUGUGCUCACCGGCGCACGCGUCGUUGAAACACGUUCACGCCACCAUGGCAGAUAGUUCCCCGCACGCCAUAACGUCCCUCGAAGCACUUGCCGUCAUCCUACUGGCCGAUGCAGAGACACCGGAUGACCAACUAUUUGCAGCAACCAUUUCACUGCAAGCACUCGAUGCAUAUCUGCCCCAUCGACUGAUCGUACAUGGGCAGCAUAUUUUCUGGGGUGUUGUGGUGACCUUGCACCCAGUCGGCAUUUCGGCAGCUCUCUCUCAUAUCAAACUCCGUACUCGAUACAGUAUGCCGAUUGUGAAAUAAAAUGGCAAAUAAAAUGGCUACUCAAUAAGGUGCCUAUUUUAUUUGUUGACUGUCAUCAUGCUUA